AUGGCGGCUUAUGCUGCAUCGUCUUCUCUUAAGAAUACAAUUAAGCAUAUUCAACAAUCGUAUCGUAUUUCGCUGGCUUCCCCUUCUUCAGAAAUCCUACAACCAGCCUACGAGGCCAUGUCUCGUUUGCAAAAAGUUCUUGUCCAAAUCUUGGUUACAAGCAGACUUAGAAUUAAAGUAUAUCCAAUUCAAGUAGUACGCUUAUUGAAUGAAGAAGAGAGUAAGAAAUUACUUGGUGAGAAGGUAUUCGGUGAACGGGGUUUCCCUUUUAGCCUUGAAAAAUUGGGAGAGAAGAUUGCCAAAAAAUGUGAAGGUCUUCCACUAAUGAUAGUCACAGUUGCACAACUCCUUUCUGAAGAAGACAAGACCACGGAAUACUGGACUGAGGUAGCUGACAUACAACAUAGUUCAGUGUUCGUGGAUGCAUAUAAUCAAAUAUCUGAGGUACUUUUUCCAAGUUAUGACUACUUACCUCAAUAUUUAAAAAUGGUUUUUCUCUAUUUGGGAGCUUUCCCUCCAUAUAGUGAUAUUGAAAUACACAACCUCUUCCACCGGUUGUGUGCUGAAGGGUUUCUUGAACCGAUUGAAAUACAAACUUCCGAAGACUUUAUGGAUAGUUUGGGGGAUUUUAUGGAUGGAGAACAAACUUUGGAGGACUUUAUGGCCCAAUGCUCGGCAAAGCUUGCAUAUUGGUAUCAUCUUAUUUUACUUGAAUCAAAUCCAGAAUCUUGGUUUUCAAAAAAAGAGUUUCGCGUGCAUUCUUGUUGGCAACACUUGUGUAAGAAAGAAGCUAGUGAGAUAAAGUUUUUGCAUGUUUUAGAAAGUUGUGAUGAUGUUUUGAGAGAUCAGCGUCGGUUGUGUGCUCAUUCAAACACUUUAUUUGCCUUCAAAGAAGUGUGUGAUUCAAUAACAAGCGAUUGUGCAUCCACUGUUCGUUCUCUACUUUGUUUAGGUGCUUACCACCAAUAUCCAGUGUUAAUACAUGACAUGGAUUUCAAGUUGUUAAGGGUACUAGAUGCUCUUAAGGUUCGAUUUUACAAUGUCCCACAUGAACUUUUGAAACUAGUUUGUCUAAAGUACCUUGCCCUAACUUGCAACAAAGAGCUCCCUAUUUCCAUAUCCAACCUUUUUCACCUUCAAUUCUUGAUUGUCCAUCCACAUAUGCACAUUAAAAAGCGUGGAUUUCUAUCAUAUAUGCCGAUGGAAAUUUGGGAUAUGCAAGAAUUACAACAUGUUGAGGUUUUGGGAACAGACCUACCAACCCCUAACUUUGAUGCUACUUUGGGCAAUGUCUCCAGUGUUAUUGGUGUGAGUGCAAAGAGUUGCACUAGAGAAAUUCUUAAAAGAAUUCCUAAUUUAAAAGAAUUAGGAAUUCUAUUAGAGUUGAAGCCUUAUGAAGAUGAUGACGAUGGUAGCAAUUCAUUGAUUGACUUUGAUUAUAUAUCAGAGGAACUCUGCAAUUUGCACAUACUUUCUUAUUUUGUAUUGAACCCUAACAUGAAGUACGAGUUUGUGGUUCCUCUUUCUAUGUUCCCAUCAAGUUUGACAAGGUUGGAGUUGAAAGGUUUAGGAUUUGCAUGGAGGGAUAUGAAUCACAUUGGUUCGCUAGUACCAAAUCUUAAGGAUCUCAGGUUAGAACACUAUGCCUUUCGAGGCCCAAAGUGGGAUAUAGAAUCCGGUUGUUUUUUAAAUCUUGAGACACUUGUAAUUGAAGACACUGAUUUGGUGUGCUGGAGUCCUUAA
This is a messenger RNA of Salvia hispanica, 1743 nucleotides long. NCBI's taxonomy places the organism in Eukaryota, Viridiplantae, Streptophyta, Magnoliopsida, Lamiales, Lamiaceae. The record is from RefSeq and is a predicted model, not a curated record.